Molecule: messenger RNA, 1839 nt
Organism: Haliotis rubra (blacklip abalone)
Lineage: Eukaryota; Metazoa; Mollusca; Gastropoda; Lepetellida; Haliotidae
Exons: 10
Coding region: 177-1523 (448 amino acids)
Source: RefSeq, a predicted model, not a curated record
UAUUUGACGUAAACAAACCUCACUUAACGACGUAAACGGGUCUUUCACAAGUCUCUCUAAAACACUAUAACAGUCAGCCAGCUCGGCUACUGGAUUUUACGACAUUGGACACGUAACACCGACUAUCCCACCUGACGCGUGCACUAUAUAAGUCUGAAAUACAGUGAACUCCAAAAAUGUCUGAGAAGCCGCCAGCACUAUCGAAGGAAGAAGAAGCGAAUGGCCCUGUUUCCUACGAUGAUCAAGAGCCUGGGAAAAGUGUCUGCGCUGCUACCCCUGAUGAUUUCAAAUCAGGACCUAAUGCUCCACCAUCCUUCGAAGAGGUCAUGGGACAAAACCUGACCUCUUUCAUCCCUGCGCAGCCAGAGUUACCUCCCCUGUGUCACAUUGACAUCAUGCCGAUGGUGAUCGACCCGGGCAACAUCCGGUACAAGAAGUCACCGGUUUUUCAACCUUUCAGUUCGAUCAUCACUGGUGCUAAUGUGUGGCUACAACAACACCCGGAGCUCCUGUGCUGGAAGUGUGAGACAGUAGAGAGGAAGAUUGACUCGGGGACGAAGGUCAACCUUGGGGUCAUGACACACUACGAGUCAGCGGAAGGCUUCAACGCCCACGUGAUGGGCCUGAGGAUCUGGUUCGUGAAGAAGAUGGACGGGUCUCCUCCUCAGCAACUUGGCGUUGUUAAUGUUGUGCCAGAAGGAGGUGUUACGGAGUGCGUUAGCAAAGUCAACACUUCCGUCAGGUCUCUUCCCGGUGCGAUCCUGAACAUCGAGACAGCGACCUUGAAGUACUCCAUCGGCUACAGCAAGUUUGACCCGGAGUGUACCUGCUACUGUGAGAACGGAGCCGACGGACUGCGCGCCAGGAAAACCAAGCAGAUCAUGAGGGUGUUUUACCUAUUAGGACACCCCAUGAAUGAAACAGUGUGUAUGAAGGAAAUUCAGCCGAGACAGGUGCGCUUCACUGGAACCAAAUCAUCCACCAAAUUUGAACCCUUCUCUGCGAUGGUUGAACAAGCUCGGAUGUGGUUGCAAAGUCAAUCCGGUAUCCGAGUUGUCAACAUAGAGACACGUGACAUUCAGUCGAGGGAUCAUCAAGGGAAAAUAGACAUUUUCUCCGAAAAGACAGACGACUUCUUGUCAAACUCCGACUGUAUAUAUGUCAGGGUCCUGCGCAUCUUCUAUGUCAACACACCGGAAGUGACGUCAUAUGCUGGUACCGUCUUAUCAACGCGCCUCUUCGUUCCGCAGAGGGGCGGGGAAAAGGGUUUUGAAAACAUGAAUCAGACUAUGGGAAGAAUUGUAAGCUGGUUGGCCAGCAGUCCGCUGCCAAUAUUCAGCGUCGAGACCGUGAGUUUCCCAGUAACGCAGGGCGGUGCGGGUUUAAACCAGGAGCGCGUAGACUACGGGCUGGUUGAAGGCGGGGGGAAACGUUGGCUGACGGCUAUCAGAUUAUAUUUCCCUGUGCUGUUCCAAGAACAAGUCGUCGAACAGAAACAGUCCAGCACAUGUACUGUGUUGUGAGUACGGGGACAGAGGGGCAUGCUCAACACUCUUGCAGGGAAUUUGUUGCCAUGGUUUUCAAUUCGUCUUCGAUUAUUGACCCAUCGCUGCCUCAGAUGUGGGAAGAUGAUCACUGAAGAUGUCAAAGUUACUUCUAAGAUAUAUUACGAAUCAGUUUCCUGUAUGUUCAUUCUGCUUCUAAUGCUACUAUCGUAACAUAACUUACACUCCAAAUAGUACCACUUACAAUGAUAUUGAAAAUAAUAAUAUUUUAGUCAAAGGGAAUUAUGGGAGGCCAAUAUGAGAAAUUGUCAUUCAUUGUUCCCAGUACUUUAAA